AAUCAGCUGUUGCCGUUUUCACCUGUGCCGAGAAAAAAAAUUGCUAAAACGAAUACUUGUAAAUGUGUUUAAAAACAAAUUACGGCUGGCCUACUAUAUUAACGCUGCAAAUUCAACUAUAUAGACGUCCGAUUCCGUUAAGGAAUACGGAAAAAUACGCUGCAAUAGAUUAAAACCUAGGUUGAGGCACACCGACGGCAACAUUUUUUUUUUGUAAACAAAUAUUUUGCCGUGGAAAAAACUUAGCUAUCAGUUAACAAAUGCCGUUUAGCUGAGGAAAUCGUAAAAAAAUCGCUUAGAUGGACAAUAAAAAGGAUAUUUACAACCUUUGGGUGCAGUACACGACAAAGAACGAUGAGACCCAUUUCCGGCAGUUUGUGGCCCGCUUUGUGGCCAUUUGGAGGAGCCAACUGCAGCUGGACUUCCAGGCGGAGAGCUGCCCCAUGUGGAACGAGGUUCUGCCGGAUAGUGGUCCCCAUUUGGGUCGCCUGCCGGAUGAGCUGCUGCCCGCCAUCGGCAAGUUCAUCAUUGUGGCCAGAGAUGCCUGCGAAACGGAAGGAAAACUGCAGGAGGAGGCCAUCGAACAGGUGGCCAUUCUGGUGGACUGCCUGGUGAUUGUGUGCCGGCACUUUGACAACAUCCUGGCGGUCAUUAAAUACGAGUACAAGCCCAAUCUGAUAGCCAUACUCUCAAGAGUGUUCAAGCAACAAAUGGAGCUGCCUCAGGCCGUGCCCGCUAUAAGCCACCUGUUCAGCAGCUUCUCGGCUUUCCUGGAGGUCAUGUACGAUCCGUAUCUGACAUGGCGCAGUUUUGUGCGGGGCCAAACGGCAGACUACAGUAGUCUCUCCUACAAGCCGCACUCGGUUCAUGUGGAAAUUGUUCCAUUUAUUUAUGAUUGCUUUCAGGAGGAGAAGCUCAUCCGAUAUGCGGAAAUGGGCGAGAGUCUGCUGAAUAUACUGGGCGCUGUGAUUUGCGGCUCGCAGCUGCAGCUGAAAGUACAGAAGUCUGUAAACUCGACCUCCUCGACCCUGACAAAUAGAAAUACUAACGCUCUAACCACUUCUUCACUUGCCCCCUGCUCGGGUGAUGGGCUGCUAGACUGUGAUAACUUGCGCAAUGGCAUGAAGGCCAUUUGCCCCGCCACGGUAUCCAUCACCAUGAGUAUUCUGAGGCAGUGGGAAAGUGCCAGCAAGCUUCGCCGCGUGGCCCUUCAGUGCUAUGCCCUGAUGGUCAUAGUGCUGCAAAAAUCUAGUCCGGAAGAACGCCAAAUAGACCUAGUUACAUUAGUUCAACUUUAUUGUGAUGCUCUGCAAGAGCUGCUGGCCACCAAGCACUUUGACAGCGGCGAUGCCAACUUCGAUAUAGCCAGCGAUGCUGACCAGGAUGUGGCCAUCGACAUGGCCGCCCUCUCCUCCUCGGUGGCGGCUGUGAAAUUCUUUGUGGCUGGCGAUGCCGGUGUUAGUGAGGCAAUCGCUGAUUCCAAUCUACUGGAACUGCUAACCAGUCUGCCAAAACUAAUAAGACCCUGGCACAUUUCCCAUUCGAGUUCCCUGUGCAGCACCAUGGAGGCUUUGGCUACUUUGACGCGCCACUCCGCGCAAUCCGCUGCACAGUUGCGUCAGGCUGAACGCAUCCAGAGGCUCUUUGCCAGCUUGCAGGAGUUCGGAAACCCAACAGUGGCUCUUUUGGACACUUGCUUCAUGCUGGGCUACGAUGAAAGUGGACACUUGUUGCUGCUGCCCGAGGUGAUGCUGCAGUUGCUUAACUGGGUGCCAACGCUGCAGGAGCAGGAACAGCUACAUGUGACAAACCUUGUGCUCAAGGGCUGCACCGACAACUAUGGAACAAAAUCUGUAGCUUGCGGUAGUCAUAUUAUCAAGGCUGUGUGUGGUUGCCUUUUGAAAGCUGAAUCUCUGGCCGAAAACUGCGUCCAGAAUCUCAUCAAACUGAUAGAGGAACUAAGCAAGCUCAGUAUUGUGCCCGCAGAGCUAAAGUGCAUCUUUAUGCUGUUGCGUCAGGGCACAAGAUUCCCGCAGAACAAGCAGCUGCAGCAGACUCUGGUGGUGAUUGCCCUGCAAAGUUUGAGAGGCAGCAACUCCUGCGCCCAGUACUUCUCAAUUGAACAGCCCACCGAUGGGAUUCUUGUGCCGGACAUUCGAAACUGGACCAUCUCCGGUUCGUAUGGCUUCAUCUUCCACAUUCUGGUGCGCUUCAAUCAGCUGAAGGAUCAGACCAGUAGUCGACGCAUGCUGCUUGCACUGCAGACAGCCAGUGGCAGUGGAUUUGAGGUUUUUGUCCAGCCCAAUGGAAAUGUUGUGGUGGCUGCUUUGACCAGGCGGGAGUACCUUACAUCCUCCACAGCCACAAAGACGCUGAUGGAUGGUCAAUGGCAUUACCUGACGGUAGCCAUAACUCCACCAAAGCGACCCUUUUCCUAUAGUCAAAUCAACAUCUAUGUGGAUUUUGUACAGAAACUCAGUGCCACAUUGAAGGUUCAGGCGAUAAACGAACCCUUCACACACUGCUCUAUUGGAGCUGUGGUGGCACCACCACAACCAGGCGAAGUGGCCAAGACAGGGAUUAUGCCCAGGUCCUCAUCGCAGGAGAGCGGAUCCAUCUACAAGGGAAUGCUACCCAGUUUAUUGGAAAGAACCCUAUCCGCAAAUGUAUCCAACUACUUCACCCUGCCUAUGCGCACACAGACGGCUUUUGAUCCCAAUGUGAAGAACUUUCCCAUCGGCAUGCAGGACACAGUGUUUGGGGAGCAGACUUGCCUGCAUGGACAUCUGGGCGGAGUAUUGCUGGCCGAUCCCACCACCAGCCUGAAGACCAUCUUCGAUGCGGGCUCCAAUUUCAGUUCGAUCUUCUCGCAGGACAAUGAUCUCCUCGAGCUCAACUCUCGCUUCGUUUUCUGCUAUGCCCCGGGAGCAGUGUGGCAUGGUACCUGCCAGGAUCUGAUACCGGGCGGAAAAUAUCCGGGAAGGAUUAGUGCUCAGCACUGCAAGAUCGUAAAGAUCCAGGAGACAAUCAACAGUAUCGGAGGCAUCAGUGCAAUACUACCCAUCCUGCAUAGGUUGGUGAGUUCGGAUCAGGCGGCAGACAUCUCGAUUGGCAGCGUGAGCGAGGAAUCCUUGUCGUGCGCCCCAACGCCAUCGGCCGAGGAGUUCACCGACUGGGAGAUGCUCUCCUCGAACUCGUACACCGAGUGGAAGAUGCUGCAGCAUCCGUUGGCCAGCUUUCUCUGCCUGCUGCGCUACCUCACCCACGAGCACGAGACAAACCAGGAGCAGCUGCUGAGUAGCGAAUGCCUAGCCAUUGUGGGCACAAUGCUCCAACGCUGUCCCCCCGCUCUGUUCGAUGUGAACGCCCUGAUGGCCACCCAUCUGCUGAUGGAGUCGCUGCAAGGACACAAAGCGGAGGCGGGCGGACAGCUCCUGGACGCAUUGUACGCAUUGUACGCUCACAUUGUGUUCGACUUUGCUAUAUGGUCGCGACUGCAGUUCCAAAUCACACUGGGACAUGCCCAGUACCUGAGUGCCAUGAUCAAGAAUGACAGGAAGUUCUUCCGCAAGCGGUAUGGCGUACAGUUUGUCCUGGACGUGGUGCGUCAGUACUACUCCACGCCGGACAGCAUCAGCGAUGACGAUGCCAAGACCAUUCGGGCCACGCUUUUCGGCAUCAUUCGGUUCUAUCUGCAAAAGGAGGUAAACAUCAAGGAGGUCAAUUCAAUGGUGGCCUUUCUGGCUUCAGUGCGACAGGAUGUGGUUCUCGUGGAGUUCCUCGAGAUGAUGACCUUCUAUGUGCGUGGCAAGAAUUGCAAGGAUCAGAUGGUUCUUCUCCUGCAUGAACCCCAGUCCGCCAAUCUCAUCUACAAUUUCUUUGUGGACAAGAGCUACAACAAUGAGAUCCAAGAGGCGGCCAUAAGGUUUAUCAGUGGACUAUUGGCCACCUCGCGGGUGCAUCAGAAGUACAAGCAAGUGCUCCGACUGUACGACCAGGCCACCGAGCAGAGCAUGUUCCCUGGCUUCUUCUCCUUCAUCACCCCCAUGUCGCUUAGCUCUACGAUCCUCUUCCAUUUGGUAGAUGAAAUGCUGGGCCUGCAGCCGGACUACGCAGGUCUCAUCUUCCUCGUCUACCAUGUGAGCAGCUCUGAUUUGCCCGUGAAACUGGAGAUAGCCAAGCGACUGCUGCAGACCACCUUCGUCAAGCAGCAGUCCACGGUAGCGAUGGCCAAGCAAACGGGUUGGCAGGAGUCCAUUGCCCGUUUGCUCAUUCGCAAACCCAUCACCAGUUCGCCACCAGACGAGGAGAAGCGACGCAGCUUUGGCAUUAACUUGGAUGUGCUUUUGGAGGAUAACUCAAGUUUUCUGGCCCAAGCAGAUCUUAUUACGUUCUCGGAGCAGGAGAUUGGCUUGGCACAACUUCAGCAGCAGCAACAGGAGGAGUUGAGCGACAGUGGCUUGAUACUCAACGAAAUCCAAGCUAGUGUUUCCGAGGCAGCCACUGUUAUUGAGAGCGAAAUUAAAGAACUGGCUGAAUCUGUCUCCGGAGCUGUGGUUGAAAAUGCCAGCAGCUUGUUCUCGGUCAUUCGGCAGACCACCCACGAUCUGCAGGACACUUUUGAGUCGUUAACUUUGGGCAGCUCCACGGACACCGCCGAUGGCGCCCAGACGCCUUCCAUACAGCGUGAGGAAUCCCUAAGCUCCGACAGUUCCACACAAUCCCCCCAUGGACCGCCCAAGAAAAGCGACUCCUUGGAAAGCACCUCUGCUUUUGACUUUGUGGCCUAUGGCGAUGUGGACACCGAGGAGCAGUUGGUCUAUCUAGUCUCAAACACACUCUUCAAUAUUUUCUGGCGCGGUAUUCCCAACGAUCAUCCGCAGUGCUGGCAGGAGCGUGGCCAAGUUUUAGGUUGCAUUAACUUGUUGGCUUUGAACAACGAGCUGAUCACUUCGCAUCUCUCACUGCGCCUCCGGAUUCUUGAGAUGGCCGUGCAGGCCUCACUCUUCGACCUUUCGGAGCACGGCAGUCAGACGCUGGUCAACCAGGAGAAUGCCUCGCACAUCCUGCGCAUGGUUUACGAACUGGUGGUCUUGGGCUCCAACGAGGACGAGUCCAAGAAGUGUUCCACCAAACUGCUGGACGGUGUGCUGGCCCUGCUGGACGCCCUGAUGAUCUUUCAGCAGGGAUCCUCUGACGACUGGUCGGACAUGAUUCGAUUGUGCCUGGGCCUGCUGCUCAAGUGCUCACAUCACCCGAAUCCUGGUAUCGUGGCCAUGGCCACGGCCAAACUGCAUGCUAUCCUCCAAAGUCGUUCUACUGAGGAUCCAGCGGAGCUUUCUUACCUUUUGUACAGCAUCAAUAGGGCUUUGGACAAUGCCAUUGAAGUUGGCAAUCCGGAGGAGUAUUCCUUUUUGAUGCCUGUGAUGAAAGCCCUGCUGGAGAAAUGUCGCUUUGCCUUCAAUUUGGACUCCACUCUACCAGAUCUGCCUUCAACUUCCUCUGGUCCUGUCUUCUUCAAUGACUUCCAAAUGUACAGCACCAGCAAAAAGUGGAGGAACUUCAUUGAACGCAUGGUGAAGCCGCUGUACGAUCGCUACCAGCGCGACAUCGAGCUGCACCUGUGGGAGCCCAUCAAUCGCUUCUGGGCGGAGUGCUACGAGGCCUGCAAGGCGGCCUCUAAGCAGAGGGCUUCCAAUCAGGCCGAGAACAGGCGCCUCUUCCAGCAGAAGAUCUACAUGCCGUGGAAGGUGCGCCAGGUGGAGGAGAUGCAGCGUCUGCAGGCGGCUGCACUGCACCACAAAACGACUGACUGUCACAUACGGAAGCGGUGGAAGACCGCCAAGCGUUUCUUGUACGGCCCCCGCGGACCCUGGUACACUGGAGAGCUGGAUGAGGAGUUCUGGAAACUAUCGCCACAUGAGAACGUGGCCCGAAUGCGUCUGAAGUUGGAACCCCAAUUAUAUCCAAAUAAACACGAGAAUGCAGCCAAUCUGCGCGACAAUGCGACCAGUGCUUAUGACACCAAGGAAAUCUCCGAAUUUGACUCCACCAUCAAAAAUGCUGUGGUGCGUGAUUUCUUGGCGGACGACGAGAGUUCGCAAUUGGAAGAGGAACUGCGUCAACUGAUCGACACGCAGGCGCAACAGGAUGUGGCCCUGGAGAAACUAGUCAUGUCACAGGACUGUGAGCUGAUCACGCUGAUGACAAAAGUUAAGGGACGCAUUGAGGUCAACCAGAGUGUGUUCACCUUUGUGGAUUUGAGUCCACCAACGGACGAUGGAGCCAAACACGACUUUAGGUUCUCCACCAACAAGAUACGCGAAGUGCACCUUAGGAAGUAUAACCUGCGCCGGAGUGCUCUGGAAAUCUUUCUGGUGGAUCAGACCAGCUAUUUCCUUAACUUCACCACAAAGACUCGUAACAAUGUCUUUACCAAAAUUGUGGGUCUGCCGCUGCCAAAUAUUCUCUAUGGCUCGGGAAGAUCUCCGGCUGAGCUGCUAAGAGCCUCUGGACUUACCCAGAGAUGGAUCAAUCGCGAAAUAUCCAAUUUCGAAUACUUGAUGUACCUAAAUACUAUCGCAGGUCGAUCCUAUAACGAUUUAAGCCAGUACCCCGUCUUUCCCUGGAUCCUAGCUGACUACACCAGUGACGUCUUGGACUUAACAGAUCCCAAAUCAUUCCGUGACCUAUCCAAACCCAUUGGAUGUAUAAACCCCAAAAACGAGGCCGAAGUGCGAGGCAAAUACGAUUCGUUUGAGGAUCCCUCCGGUGCCAUACCCAAGUUCCAUUAUGGAACUCACUACUCCAACUCGGCCGGCGUGCUCCACUAUUUGCUGCGCGUGGAACCGUUUACCUCGCUGCACAUUGAGCUGCAAAGCGGUCGCUUCGAUGUGGCCGAUCGACAAUUCCACUCGAUACCUCAGACCUGGAAGCUGCUAAUGGACAAUCCCAACGAUGUCAAGGAGCUGAUACCCGAGUUCUUUUACUUUCCAGAGUUCCUCAAGAACAUGAACAAAUUUGACCUGGGCCACCUGCAAAUAACCAAAGAAAAGGUGGACGAUGUCAUACUGCCCGCCUGGGCCAACACUCCGGAGGAGUUCAUAGCCAUACACCGGCGGGCCUUGGAGUCGGAGUAUGUGAGCCAGCACCUGCACCACUGGAUCGACCUGAUCUUUGGAUACAAACAGAAGGGACCCAAGGCUGCCGAGGCCUUGAACGUCUUCUACUAUUGCUCUUAUGAGGGCGCCGUGGAUCUGGACAAGAUCACCAAUCCUGUGGAACGGGAGGCGGUUGAAGGAAUGAUCAACAACUUUGGCCAGGUGCCUUCGCAGUUGCUUCGAGAGCCUCAUCCACGACGUCUCACGCAGGAUGAAACCGCUCUGAAGCUGGUGCGUGCCGAGCUGCGGAGGCCGGAUCUCACCCAGUUCCUGGACAAGGUGGUGCAGUACGAUUGCGAGCUGUCCACGCCCAAGGAUCCCAUCGUCUACCUGAGUCCCCCACGCAGUCCGCCACGCUCCUUCCUCCAGCUGAGUCCUGAUGUCCUAGUCAGUGUGUCCAAAUCCAGCAUUCUUGGCUGCAAUUCCUGGCUGUCGUUUGAUAAGGAUCACGGAUUCCUGCUGGAAAUCGAUGCCACUACAGCCAAUCUAAAGAACCGUAAGCGGGUGUUUGGACCCUUCCACUCCUCCCAGCCGCCGCACUCACAACUCUUUGCCGUGAGCACGGAUGGCAAGCUGCUGUAUGCCGGUGGAAUCUGGGAUAAUUCCCUGAGGGUGUACAAUCUGAACAAGGGCAAGGCGGUGGCUUCGGUUACCCGUCAUUUGGACAUCAUCACCUGCAUAGCGUUGGACAAUUGUGGCUCGUAUUUGGUCACUGGAUCCCGUGACUGCACCUGUAUUGUGUGGAGCAUCCAGUCACAGCAACAGGGUGGCGGUGGCUCCACCAGCAACAUUCCAGUUCAUGCCUUGACUGGUCAGUCGCAUCUGCAGGCUAUAACCCAGCUGAAUACCCAGAACCACUACUCACCCAAGCCGUUGACGGUGCUCUAUGGACAUGAUGAUGCCAUCUCCAGUGUGGCCAUCUACACGGAGCUGGAUCUGGUGGUCUCGGGAUCGCUGGAUGGCACUGUCAAUGUGUAUACCCUACAGGAGGGUCAAUUUGUGAGGACACUCAAGCCCAUUGGAUGCACGGAGUCCUGCGUACAAAUCUCUUUUGUAACCCUUUCCUAUCAUGGACACAUCGCCUUUAGUGCUCUGGACGACACCUCGCACUCGGUGCAUGUGUACAGCAUCAAUGGCUGCAGUCUGGGCUCCAAGUAUGUUUCUGGCCGGGUCACCGGAUUGGCCAGUGCCUCCGACUAUUUGGUGGUGGCCGACGAUGCCGGCGACAUCACCAUGAGCAGACUACACGGCUUGAAGCCCGUUUUCGACAUUCCGCUGCACGUGCCCAUCCAGACGGUGGUGGUGACGCCGGGCAACACCCACAUCCUGGCGCCUCUCCGGGAUGGCCGACUGGCCGUGAUCGCCGUGCAACUGCCAUCCGGUGGCAACAAGAAGCAUUCCGUGCUCAAUGUUUAAAAGAAAUAGGAGCAGGAGCUUAGCGUAACAUUGGACUUCCUCAGAUCCCGAAUUUUACACUCUCUGCCUAGCAUAAGUUGCCCCCUAUUUUCGUGUAGUGCUUCUAGCACAACCUAGAUGUAGAUUUUGUGUCUUGUGAUUUGUCAUGAUUUAUUUUAAUUUUUUUUUUGUCGUUUCCCAUUCUACGUGACGUGCCAAAAGCAAAGCCUUUGACCAACAAAUAAUUCCCACGAAAAGUUGACAAAUGUGUCUAAAGAUAUUCAGCAAGUCGAUCGAUUGCAUUCGCGGAAUUUCCAUGCGAACUGAGCAGUAUUUCACCUGUCAAAAGUGCGUGUUCACCUGUCCGCCAUCCUGGGCCGCCAACAUAAAAUGCCCACAUGAUCGAUGGCACACUCUUCUUCAGUUGAUGAAAAUCAAAUCUGAAUAAAUCAUCAAUCAUGCGCCGAGGUGUGAGGAGAUAUCUCUCUUCGGCCAGGCAAAUGGGACGGAGAUGGAGACGACAACGAAAUCAGAGGAAGACGAUGGGGAAACUGGUUGUAGACGCACUUGGCAACUACUCUACUCACUGACUCACGAGCGACUUUCAAAUUUGCCCAAAUAAAAAAAAAAAAGAACCGACAAAAAAUCACCCGGCAACAGCGGCAAGACGCUUGAAAAACUUAAAAAACCGCAACCGACCGCACAGAUCGACGGCAUCCAGCUGCUCGGGUGCUCAAUAAAAAUAAAGAAAUAAAGAAAUAAACACUUUCGUUGCGCCCCCUUUUUUGCGCCUGCAGACACAACCAAAAAUAGAGCCCCAGAGAUCUUCGUCCCAUUAAGUACGCACACACUCGGAUCACAUGGUGUAUCCAAUAAUUAGCAGAGCAAUUCCAAUUGAAAGUAUUAUCACCGCAAGAUUACAGUCCGUCCACACAGAUCCGCAGAUCCACAGAUCCAAAUUGAAAACCAAACUCACAGACAAUACCAGUGCCAGAACAAAAGAUACUAUUCUUUUCGGUUCCAUUCCCCAAAACUUCUGCCUUUGAUCUUACUCGUCAGCGAUUGUGAAAAACCCCCCCGCGCGCAGACUCUAGAAUUUGAAUUUCCAAAGACAAGCGACAAUAUCAAAGGUGAAUAGAAUAUAUAUAUCUAUUUAUAUAUAUAUAUUUUACGAAUUGUAAUCGCAUAAAGCCCUGGGCAGCUGCAACAGAACAAGCAACCUAUCAAUAUCGUACUCCAGCAAUAUAUACAGUAUAUCAUCUGUGUACGUAAAGGUCCCUCUGGGACCGAGUUCGUUAUUUGUUGUUAAGAUCGUAUCGCGUAUUAUCGUAAAAAUGUUUUCCCCGUUCAAUGUAUGUACGUAAUUGUACUAGUUUAUGUAGAUAAUGUGACUAUCCGUAGUUUGUAGAUCUGUCAAUAAAGUGAUGAGAGCCACACAGUAA
Drosophila gunungcola (fruit fly) is the source of this 9997-nucleotide messenger RNA. Its product is annotated as neurobeachin-like protein 1. Gene Ontology annotation, biological process: intracellular protein localization. Gene Ontology annotation, molecular function: protein kinase binding. The coding region runs from base 300 to 8576 and encodes 2758 amino acids. The transcript is spliced from 27 exons. The record is from RefSeq and is a predicted model, not a curated record. Lineage: Eukaryota; Metazoa; Arthropoda; Insecta; Diptera; Drosophilidae. Gene Ontology annotation, cellular component: cytosol; membrane.